Messenger RNA from Phymastichus coffea, 1487 nucleotides. Its product is annotated as 1,5-anhydro-D-fructose reductase-like. Gene Ontology annotation, molecular function: aldose reductase (NADPH) activity. Bases 59 to 1105 code for a protein of 348 amino acids. The transcript has 6 exons. The record is from RefSeq and is a predicted model, not a curated record. Lineage: Eukaryota; Metazoa; Arthropoda; Insecta; Hymenoptera; Eulophidae. Gene Ontology annotation, cellular component: cytosol.
GUAGGAAGCUGUCAUUGUUUGAAAACAGGAGAAACUAAUUUUUGCAUUGACUGUAAUAAUGAAUUUAAUAAUUGUGUCCACGUUAACAUGUUUUUUUGGAAUUGUUUAUGGCUUCUCAAAAUCAGUGCCUGUUUACAAAUUAAAUAAUGGUCAUGAGAUGCCAAAAGUUGGAUUCGGAACAUUUUUGAUGACUCCAAAUGAAACUGACUUAGCUGUGAGCUCUGCUCUUGAAAGUGGCUACAGGCAUAUUGACGCUGCAUAUAUUUAUGAAAAUGAAAAGGACAUUGGUCAUACUUUGAAAAAAUGGUUUGCGAAGGGAAACAAGAGAGAAGAUAUUUUUAUUACAACUAAACUACCAAUUAUGGCUAUGCGCUCAACGGACGUUGAAAAAGCUUUAGAACUAUCUUUGAGCAACCUAGGAUUAGAUUAUAUUGAUAUGUACCUCAUCCAUGUACCAUUUGGCAUGAAAAGAACAGAAGAUUUUCAAAUUCUCAAAUACGAUAAUGAAUCUUUUGCGAUUGAUUAUUCAACGAAUCACUUUGCUAUAUGGAGAGCACUAGAAAAACAAGUUAAAGCUGGCAAAGUGAAAUCAAUUGGAUUAAGUAAUUUCAACAAAACUCAAUUACUACGCCUUUGGAAUUUCGCUGAAAUUAAACCAAGCAAUUUACAGAUAGAAUCAAAUGUUUAUCUACAACAAGAAGAGCUGCGUGAGUUAUGCCAAGAACUGAAAAUUGUUAUGACGGGUUAUAGUCCUUUAGGAUCAGGUGGUCUUAUUCAGAUGAGACGGAAACGCGAAACUGUUGUUUUGCCACCGCUAAUCAAACACCCCGUUGUGGCUAGACUUGCUGAAGUCCAUAAUAAAUCACCCGGUCAAAUUCUGUUGAGGUUUGGUUUGCAAAGAAACAUUGUUGUCAUACCAAAGAGUACCAAUCCAAAAAGAAUAAAGGAAAAUAUCGAUAUUUUCAAUUUUGCAUUAACUGAAGAAGAAAUGAAUAAAUUGAAAUCUUUGGAUCAGCAUGGGAAAUAUCGAAAAUUCGAUUUCCUUUCUCUCACAGGGAUCGAACAUCAUCCAGAUUAUCCAUUUCCUGAUAAGUUUUCAAAAUAAUUAGGACAAAAUUAUUUAAUUGUUGAAACUAAAAAAAACGCUACGUGUACAUGUAUAUGUCUAUAUAUGUAAAAUAGUAGUAUUUUCUUUUAUUGAGGAAUGAGUAUAACCAUAAAGUUUAAUUAUUCAAUUUUGAAGUUACCGUUGACCGCAAAUGAAAUAAUUGAUUUCUAAAUUUUGUUGCAUUAUCGUUCAUUCAGUAACAAAGCUUAAAUACCGAAAACAUCAAUCGUUGUAAAAUUAUUCUUAUAGAAAUAAGGUGUCCAACACUUUGUUAAUACGUGGAUAAGGCUUGCUGGAACUGAUUAACGAUUACCGUCUUCCAAUUAAUAAAAACAAUACAUGUUUAGAAAUUAGAAUAAAAAGUUUAAGAAACGAUUAA